AUGCUGACAGAAAGCAUGAAGCUCUGGCAUGGAUUAGUGAUUGCAGUGGUGUCGCUCAUCCUCCAGGCCUGUCUCUUCGCUGCCAUCAGCUACCUGCUCAGCAGGCACAUGGCCAAGGAGAGUGAGCGGAUACUGAAAGGAGCCAGGCUCCAGGCCCCAAGGCCCAGUCCUGCCCACCAUCAGCCACUUGCUGUCAAGGAGCAGACUCCAAGCAUUCCUGCGUCUAAGCCCCAUCAUAAGAACGACAGCGAUACAUCCUCAGAUAGCUCUGACAGCUCGGACAGCUCAGACAGCUCGUCUCCAGCCUGCCAGGCCACCCAGGAUAUGAAUUAUACACAAGUGGUCUUUUCCACCCCUGGAGAACUAAAAAAUGAAUCUGCCCCGGACUAUGAGAACAUAAAGGAAACCACAGAUUAUGUGAAUGUCAAUCCAAAAAGUCACAAGCCCAAUUUCUGGACUUUUGUGAGCCCUGAUGACUCCGAGCUGGUGGAAUACACUCAGGUGGCCAUGUGA
Neomonachus schauinslandi (Hawaiian monk seal) is the source of this 513-nucleotide messenger RNA. RefSeq names its product regulator of hemoglobinization and erythroid cell expansion (gene RHEX). The record is from RefSeq and is a predicted model, not a curated record. Gene Ontology annotation, cellular component: plasma membrane. The coding region runs from base 1 to 513 and encodes 170 amino acids. Lineage: Eukaryota; Metazoa; Chordata; Mammalia; Carnivora; Phocidae. The transcript is spliced from 5 exons.